Messenger RNA from Lytechinus variegatus (green sea urchin), 1415 nucleotides. Its product is annotated as transcription initiation factor IIA subunit 2-like. Lineage: Eukaryota; Metazoa; Echinodermata; Echinoidea; Temnopleuroida; Toxopneustidae. The record is from RefSeq and is a predicted model, not a curated record. Gene Ontology annotation, biological process: RNA polymerase II preinitiation complex assembly; transcription initiation at RNA polymerase II promoter. Bases 50 to 376 code for a protein of 108 amino acids. Gene Ontology annotation, molecular function: RNA polymerase II general transcription initiation factor activity; TBP-class protein binding. The transcript is spliced from 3 exons. Gene Ontology annotation, cellular component: transcription factor TFIIA complex.
UGUUCUAAUUAGGCUAAGACUAGUCUAACUCUAAGAUUAGCCGGUAAAGAUGAGUCAUCAACUUUAUAGAAACACUGCCCUUGGAAACAGCUUGCAAGAAAGCCUAGAUGAAUUAAUUCAGGCAAGACUUAUUACACCACAGCUUGCUCUGACAGUACUUCUCAAGUUUGACCGUGCCAUCAAUGAUGCUCUGGCUAAUAGGCUAAAAAACAAGAUCAGUUUCAAGGGUCAUCUGAAUACAUACAGAUUCUGUGACAAUGUGUGGACAUUUGUUCUCAACGACGUGGAUUUCCGUAAUGGUGAUUUUGUGACAGUUGACAAAGUCAAGAUUGUGGCUGUGGACGGCAAGAUAUCGGCGGCAGCGGGACAAGACUGACAUCCAAUGAAACUAUGAAUUAUCUUAAAGAGACUAUUAAGCAGGCAUCUAUUUCUUGGAAAAAUUGAUGGCUGGCUAGGCUGUUGGAGGACCUAAUGACUGGCAAAUCCUGGCAAUACACGAAGCUUGAAUCUGUCUAUCCUGUUAUGAACUUGAAUCUUAAAAAGUGAGAGAAUGUUAAGAUUCUUCUAGAUUUUAAAAGACUUUAAUGUCUGACUCUUUUUUAUUAAUUCUUAUGUUGAGUCAGUACAAUGUAAGUCUAGAGCCUAUGUUAAGAAGCUGCAACUAUUACAAAACCCUCCACCUCUUUGAAUACUAUUAACCUUGUCAAAACUUGAUUUCUCAAAUCAACAUUAAUUUCUGUAAAUAUAGUGUAUGCAUCACUUUUCAUAUGAUGUUUAUUGAAUUAGUUCAAAUUAAAUCAAGUUUGUGUUGUUUAUGCUGGCUAAGCUUCUAAUGUGGGGCGCGAUAGUUCAGUCGGUAGAACAGGGGUUUCGGAUUCUGGUUACCCGGGUUUAAUUUCCACUUGGUGCGCUAGUGCCCUUUGGUUAGGCAUUAAUCCUCAUUACCAGGUCCCUCGGAGAAGACCUUAAACUGUCGGUCCUCUGGUCACUUGCAUAGCAUUCAUGCUUUCUUAACAAUCAGGUAAAAAAAAUCACCAUUUAACAUCUGCCAUGUCAGUAUGAGUAAAAGUCAAAUGAUAUUUUGCAAUCCAUUCAGAUCUGACUACCUGCCAAAUUCUUUUCUUCUCUUAGCUGUCGUACCUAGUGACCCAAAAAUAGGAUGGAAGGUGUUUUACUGUGCAGUCUGACAAACAGCAAAAUAAUGAACAUACAAUGUUUACUCUGGCUUGUGUUCAGUGUAAAAACACACAUAAAACAUGAAAACUCUGCAAAGAUGUGAUAUGCUUACAAUUGAUAUACAUCUGUUUUGGUGCAUGUAUAUUGUUGGGUAGAUGUGCCUGUUGCACUUUCCGCUUGUAUGAUUAAUACAUGUAUAUUGUUUGGAAAUCCUGAUAUUUUUCUUGUACAAAAUUGUA